This is a messenger RNA of Sarcophilus harrisii (Tasmanian devil), 948 nucleotides long. Its product is annotated as olfactory receptor 52E2-like. Gene Ontology annotation, molecular function: G protein-coupled receptor activity; olfactory receptor activity. Lineage: Eukaryota; Metazoa; Chordata; Mammalia; Dasyuromorphia; Dasyuridae. The record is from RefSeq and is a predicted model, not a curated record. Bases 1 to 948 code for a protein of 315 amino acids. Gene Ontology annotation, biological process: G protein-coupled receptor signaling pathway. The transcript has 2 exons. Gene Ontology annotation, cellular component: membrane.
AUGCUUCUAACAAUGUCCAUAUCCAAUGAUACCCAGUUUCAUCCUUCCUCCUUCUUGUUGCUAGGCAUUCCAGGCCUAGAAUCUAUGCAUACAUGGAUUGGUUUCCCUUUUUGCAUAGUGUACCUGAUUGCACUGGUGGGAAAUAUCAUCAUACUGUUUGUGAUUCAAACUGAGAAAAGUCUCCACCAGCCCAUGUACUAUUUCUUGGCCAUGUUGGCUACUAUUGAUCUGGGUCUGUCAACAGCUACCAUCCCUAAAAUGCUGGGAAUCUUCUGGUUCAACUUGAGGGAGAUCAUUUUCGGGGCCUGUCUGACACAGAUGUUAUUCAUUCACAACUUUACUGGGAUGGAAUCAGCUGUUCUCCUGGCCAUGGCUUAUGACCGCUAUGUGGCUAUCUGCAACCCACUUCGCUAUAGCAUCAUUCUCACUAACAAAGUGGUGGCUGCAAUUGGUGUUGGAGUGCUGAUGAGACCUCUCCUUACAGUCUUUCCUUUUGUGUUCUUGAUCCUGCGUCUGCCUUUUUGUGGACACAACAUCAUUCCCCAUACCUACUGUGAACACAUGGGUCUGGCCCGUCUGGCUUGUGCAAGCAUCAGGAUCAACAUUAUCUAUGGUUUGUAUGCUAUUUCUUACUUGGUAUUUGACAUCGUAGCCAUUGCUAUAUCUUAUGGCCACAUUCUACAAACUGUCUUUCGUCUUCCCUCCCUGGAUGCCCGUCUCAAGGCUCUGAGUACCUGUGGCUCCCAUGUGUGUGUGAUCUUGGCUUUUUAUUCCCCAGCCCUCUUCUCCUUCAUGACCCAUCGCUUUGGUCGGAAUGUUCCCCGUUACAUCCACAUCCUCCUGGCUAAUCUGUAUGUUGUGAUUCCACCCAUGCUCAACCCAGUAAUCUAUGGUGUCAGGACCAAGCAGAUCCGGGAACGGGUGUUAAAGAUAUUCUCACAAAAAUAA